This is a messenger RNA of Malus domestica (apple), 1102 nucleotides long. Its product is annotated as protein CHAPERONE-LIKE PROTEIN OF POR1, chloroplastic-like. Gene Ontology annotation, cellular component: chloroplast membrane. Lineage: Eukaryota; Viridiplantae; Streptophyta; Magnoliopsida; Rosales; Rosaceae. The record is from RefSeq and is a predicted model, not a curated record.
CGGCAAAAGACUCAGCCCAACACAACAACCCAUAUCGUCACGCACGCUACUUUCGCACCAAAUCCAGCCUCACAUUUCUUCAAACACAUGGCAGCCACUCUCUCCGUCCGGCCCAACCGCCUCUCCGCCGGCUCCUCCUUCCCUCGCCCGCCCCUCCGCCGCCCCGGACCCACUGGAAUCCGAAAACCGGCCAUGCAAUUCGAGCCUUGGAGGGGCUCCAUCGCCCCAUCCCGCCGCACAUUAACCUGGGCUGCCACGGCCGCCUCCAGAGCCGACGACAACGCACCGUUCGAGAUGUCAGUCGAGAACGCCCUCAAGCUCCUCGGCGUCUCAGACGGCGCCUCGUUCGAUGAAAUUCUUCGCGCCAAGAACUCGAUUGUCGCAGCUUGUAAAGAUGACCAGGAGGCGAUUGCACAGGUUGAGGCUGCGUACGACAUGUUGCUUAUGAGAAGCUUAACUCAGCGACGGGCAGGGAAAGUUGUGAAUAGCAGUGUUCGUUAUGCUGAUGUUAAGCCAGUGAGUGCUCCUGGGAUUGGAUCAGUGCCGCAGUGGCUGCAGGCUACUGUGAAGAAUCCACCUAUUGCAGUGGAAACGCCCUCGACAAGUGAUCUGGGUGUACAAGUUGGUGUCUAUGGAGCUUUGAUGGCCUUAACUUAUGUCAAUGGAGCUUCCGGUUCUUCUUCGGGGCCGUAUGGAGGGGCUGAUGUUCCUGGACUGAUCCUGGCUGGUAGCUUUGGAGCUUCCUUGUACUUCAUGACCAAAAAGAAUAUUAAGUUAGGGAAGGCGACCAUCAUAACUGUAGGGGGGCUUGUUGCUGGUGCCGUGGUGGGUUCAGCUGUAGAGAAUUUUCUCCAAGUAGACAUUGUUCCAUUUCUUGGCAUCCACUCUCCUGCUGCCGUAGUAAGCGAAUUCAUAAUUUUUUUGCAAUUAGUGGUCUCCCUAUAUUUACGGUAAAACAGCAUUGUAUCUGUGACUUGAAUGGUGAAAUCUGUAAUUAUUCAUUGGCAAGAUCAUAUCAAGCUCUAUUUAGGAUGUAUACCGUUGCAUGUUGUACAAAACUGACAAUAGAAAGUAGUGGAACUUCUCGUUCUAUCGGUCAUCC